AUGCAUUUCGCUUCAGUUCUCUCUCUUCUUUCUGCCCUGGGCGCCGUCUCGGCAUCGCCGCGCUUCGGCCUUGGAGGCCACCAUUUCCGUCGCCAAGGCUCCAUCGUCAACGAGACCACCAACCCCUUCGAGGGCAAGAAACUCUAUGCCAACCCGGACUGGGCCGAGAAGCUCGAACAGACGCACGACGCUUUUGUGGCCAAGGGCGACUCCGAAAACGCCGGCAAAGUACGGACUAUUCAGAACAUCGGCACCUUCGUAUGGGUCUCCAACACAGCCAGUUUGGUCAACAUCGACACCGCCGUGGAGCGAGCCCGCGCCAUUCAGAAGGAGACCGGAGAAGAACAGAUUAUCGGUCUCGUACUUUACAACCUCCCCGACCGAGACUGCAGCGCUGGCGAGAGUGCCGGAGAGUUCAGCAGUGAGGAGAACGGCUUGGAGCUGUACAAGGAGACGUACAUCAAGCCGUACGCUGAGAAGCUGGCUGCCGCAAGCGACUUGACUUUCGCUGUUGUACUUGAGCCUGACUCCCUCGCAAACUUGGUGACGAACCUGAACGUGGAGUUCUGCGCGAAGGCCGCCCCGGUCUACGAAGAGGGCAUUGCGUACGCCAUCUCAAGCCUGCAGUACGACAACGUCCAUUUGUACAUCGAUGCAGCUCAUGGGGGAUGGUUGGGCUGGGACGACAACUUGGCACCUUCUGCGAAGCUUUUCGCGAAGGUUGUUCAGAAGGCUGGCAACAACACCAAGAUCCGUGGCUUCUCCACGAACGUCUCCAACUACAACCCCUUCCACGCCAACCCCCGUGCCAACUACACCGAGUGGAGCAACUCAUACGACGAGAACAACUACGCUCUCUCCCUCUCUCCUCAUCUCGAAGCUGAAGGUCUGCCCUCCCGAUUCAUCAUCGACCAGGGCCGCGUCUCCAACAGCAGGGAAGAGUGGGGUGAAUGGUGCAAUGUCAGCCCUGCCGGCUUUGGUAUGCAGCCCGGCACGCCUGUCAACAACACCCACAUCGACUCUAUCGUCUGGGUUAAGCCUGGUGGCGAGAGUGACGGACGUUGCGGCCUGGAGGGUGCUCCAAGGGCCGGCGAGUGGUUUGAUGAGUAUGUUCAAAUGCUUGUCGAGAAUGCCGAUCCUUCUAUUGUUGCUAGCAAGGCUUAA
Messenger RNA from Colletotrichum karsti, 1164 nucleotides. RefSeq names its product exoglucanase 3 precursor. Gene Ontology annotation, biological process: cellulose catabolic process. Gene Ontology annotation, molecular function: hydrolase activity, hydrolyzing O-glycosyl compounds. Lineage: Eukaryota; Fungi; Ascomycota; Sordariomycetes; Glomerellales; Glomerellaceae. The coding region runs from base 1 to 1164 and encodes 387 amino acids. The transcript is spliced from 2 exons. The record is from RefSeq and is a predicted model, not a curated record.